CUCGUUCCGCUUGGUCGAAUUACCCACAAAGGAACUUACUGCAGGGUCUCCCGACCCCACCUCGACGAGGUACUACUCAUUCCCUUCCCGUCGCCUGGACGGUGGCGGCUGCUGCCACCAUGCUGAGGCGCGAUAUCAAAAUUGCGGGAGAAGCGAGGGUCAUCAAGCACAGCUGGCGCCCGCACGCCAGGGGCUAUCAUCUGACCUUCACGCUGCUGAGGAAGGGCACUGAGGCUGCGGCUACCAAGGCAAUAGGCCUGUGGUGGAUGACCUCGAGGGCGUUGUACGUAUGGCCCGAGAGCAUGUUGAUGACCUUGAAGAACGGGCUACUAAACGUCGCAAGAAGAAACCGGAAGGAGCCGCCACCAGAUCUGCUGCCGCUGCUGCGGUGGGUGCUGCUGCUGCCGAACGAGGUCCAAGGUUAGGAGCCGAUGCACGUCUCGCUCGCUCGGAUGAGGCGCUUCUUUUCAGCGGACCGAGGAGAAGCAUACAACCCACGAUGACUCCUCCACGACAACGGCAAACGGGGAGCUAUCGACGGGCACCGCGACGGGGCAAAGCAGAGCCGUGGUAGAGGAUGAUGUGUUGAAGGAGGAGCUGAGGGCGUUGCUGUGUGUCGGAGAACUUGGAGAGGCAGCGGCGACGAAGGCUGCUGUCGAUGCGGAGAACAUUCGCGCUCUGGUCGCCUCUAUAGAGACGCUGAAGCUACACUCCCACAGCAACAUCGGCCGCGCUGCCUACAACACCGUCGUUGCAGCAGCUGCUGGAGCGGCGCACACGUGCGAUCCUGACGACCCUUGCGCCCCGGAUGAGCCGUGCGCACCUGCUGAGCCUCAGGGUGCUGUUAGCCUUGCCGCGCGAGCACAGGGUCUCGGUGUGAGAGACGGCACGUUUUGUGCAGCGCGUACCCGGAUGCACAGGACUGACCACACCAUACCUCCACAGGAAGCUUUGGAGAAGGGAAGAUACCUCUGAGCUCCUCGCAAGGAGAGGAGCGACAAGUUGGACGAACGUGUCAUGGGUUUGGCGAGGAGGUUCUGGCACUCUGACGAUUUUUCUCGUGCGUCGGGGGACUCCGGGACGAAAUAUGUGGAGGCCGUCCGAGAAGGGAGG
This is a messenger RNA of Ectocarpus sp. CCAP 1310/34, 1113 nucleotides long. NCBI's taxonomy places the organism in Eukaryota, Phaeophyceae, Ectocarpales, Ectocarpaceae. The record is from the annotation of a GenBank genome assembly.